ACUGACAGUUUACUUCCGUUCCAGGACCUUAGUACUUUUCGGGAGCUGAACCCAGAGUCUGAGGAGUUCAUUCCCCGUAAGAAUCUGACCGACAAGCUGAUACCUACUGGGAAGCAGCCAGAGAAUAUUUCAAUGCUAAGUGGGGAUCGAAAUCAGGCUCCCACUCUGUCUUCAGAGUUCAAAAGUACUGCCAGUCUAGUUGGGGAUGCAGAUAAUCAGUUGUAUGAAAUACUUGUUCCAUCACUAGACAGCCAGAGUUCAAAAACAACGUUUAUUGUUUCACCCAAGGAGUUGGAGAAAGAUCUAGCUCAGCACAAGAAACUUGCUAAAGUGGUUGUUGGAAAACCUCAAUUUCAGAAACAAAUUAUGGAUGAUGAUUAUGAAGAUCUGACUAAGAAUGAACCUCAUUCUUAUAACCUUCCUUUGCAAUCCCAGGAGAAUGCAGAUGAAGCUCCUGAGCUCUUAGAGAAGGUUGAACUUGACCAGAUGGAGACACAAACUCGAAAUCCAGAGAACCCCCAGGAGGAAGCUCCAGAUUAUUUCUCACAGUCUCCUGAGGAAGAUGAACCUUUGAUUAAAAAAGAAGACCCAGAUCACCAACAACUCCAUUACACUUUGCCCACUAUUACAGGUAAGCCUGUAGAUACAGAACUUAAAAUAACUUCUGAGCCUAUAAAGGAGGUUGACUCAUCUCCAUAUGAGGAGAUUCCAACUCAGACUCCAGGUCCUCUUGUUGGAGGCAAACUUUUUCUUAGCCAGCAGCAGCAGCCAGAUGAACCUUCUGAGACUCCUGAGGAAGGUGAAUCUUCUAGAAUUGAUCUGGAGUAUUCAGUUCAGCCCCAGGAGGAUUCAGAGGAGGUAGGGCCCUUACCAACCCAGCAGGAAGACCUAUCUCAACAUUUAGGCCCUGUUUUAGAGGAUGAAUCUUCUCUCAGUGAACUAGAGCAACCAAUUCAACUUUUUGAGUCUCCUGAGGAGGUAGGAUCAGGUUCUGAAAAUCAACCAGAAGCCUCAGUUGAGCCUACAGUGCUCCCUCUAGUCGAGCAAGAGGCUCCAUUUGGAGCUCCAGAAUCCCCUAUUAAUACUUUAGUUGAAACUUCACCAAUUCAUGAAGUCCAGCCAACUCAAAAUGAAGAUUACCAAUAUCAUUUGCCAAAUAUUACAGUUAGACCUGUGGAUGUGACGCUUACUAUAACUUUGGAGCCUAUCAAGGAGAUUGACUCUAUUCUGGCCCAGCAAGAGUUCCCAGUGCAUGCUUUAGAGUAUUCUAAUGAUAUUGAACCUUUUCUCAAAGAGGAAGAACCUCUAGCUCAGGCAUCUGAGACUUCUGGGGAGAGUCACUUUGGCCAGCUGGAGGUACCAGUUCAAGCCUCAGAGUAUGAUGAAGAGUUUAAAAGUUCUGCAACUGAACUAGCUCAAUUUCCAGAGAAUCAUGAAGUGACAGUUUUGCCUUCAAAUCUCUAUCAGGCUCAACAUUCCAGCUUGUCAGAUGUGACUGGUCAACCUUCAGAUCUGGAUAUUACCAUUACAGAAAACCCCAUAGAGAUGGGAACUUCUCUUGUCUAUCAUGAUACUGUAGCAGCUCCUGAAGAGAUCGAAUUCUUGACAAAUCAACAGGGUGUUCUGUCCCAAUCCCUAGAACCUAUUCUGUAUGAUACACCUUUAAGCCAGCAGGAAGAUACAACUGGAAUAUCACAGAUCUCUGAGGAAGGAGAACCCUUUCCAGCCCAGCAGGAGACUCCAGAAUAUAGUCUAGAACUGCCUACUGAAGAAAUAGCUCAACCUCCAGGUCUCCAUGAGGUAACAGGUCCACCCCUGGGUCAUGGCCAAGUUUAUUCUCCAACAUCACAGAAUAUCCUAAGAGAGUAUCCAACCUCCCCAGAAGAGGAUCAGUAUUUUCCAGUUGGUCAAGAGGACCCAAACCAACUUGAAGAGUUUUCUGUGGAACCUUCUCCAAGUCAGCAGAACUCAGCAUGGCAUUCAGUGACAGACAUGUCUCUUUCACCUGCAGAUCUAGAGGCAAUAUUCAGAAGUGCACAUUCAAAGUCAUAUAAAAUAACCAAUAGACAUGAGGACCUAGCACUUACCAUAACUCCAGAGCCCUCUCUGGAGAAUGCAUCUAUUCCGUUUCCACAGACUUAUUCUCAAGUGAAAAUCCCACAUCCACAGCAUGUUGAGACUCAGCCUCUAAACCUGGCUAAAACCACAGUUCAACCUUUGGAUCUGGAACUUGCCAUAAAUCUGCAACCUACUCCUAAGGAGAACUUUGCUCAAACUUUGCAGGAGACCACAACUCAGAUGACAGGACCACCUAAAGAGGUUUUAGUGCAAACUCCAGAACAUCAUGAGGGGACAAUUCCAAUACCAACUCAGGAUGAAGCCGAGUAUUCAACUUCACCCACUGUCUCAUUUCAGCCAUUCGACACGGAACUCUCCAUAAGUCCAGAGACUACAAGAGAGUCUUACCGUCCUACAAUUCCACAGCAGAUUGUAAUAGUUUAUCCUCCAAAGCACCCUCUGGUGGUACAUUUAGAGCAAGUUCACACUCAGCAUCCAAACCUAACUGAUGCCACACUUCAACCUUUAGAUCUGGAACUUACCAAAGCUUCACAACUUACUGCUAAGGGAGAACUUCCUCAAACUCUACAAGACAGCACAACUCAGAUAACCAUAGAACCACCUAUAGAGGUUGUAGCUCUAGUCCCAGUCUAUCAGGAGGCAACUGUUCAAACACCAAGUCAGGAUAAAGCUGAAUAUUCAACCUCACCCACUGUCUCGUUUCAGCCCUUGGAUCUGGAACUCACCGUAACUCCAGAGCCUACCAGAGAGGCUGAACAUUUUAUAGCUCCAAAGAACACUACUGCUUUUCCUCCAAAGUACACUUACAUGACGCUUCCACAAAAAGUUCCUGUUCAGCAGAUAAAACCAACUGAAGGCAUAGUUCAACCUCUGGAUCUGGAAUUUACCAUAACUCCACAACCUACCACUGAGGGAGAACUUUCUCAAACUGUGCAGGAGAGCACAACUCAGAUUACAGAACUCCAUGAAGAGAUUGUAGUUCCAGUUCCUAUAUAUCAGGAGGCCACAGUUCCAACACCGAGUCAGGAUCAAGCUGACUAUCAAACAUCAUUUCAACCAUUGAAUCUAGAACUCACUGUAACUUCAGAGACUAAAAAGGAUUCUACAGUCUCAAAGAAGACUAUAACAGUUAUUUCUCCAAGCAACACUCAGCAUCCAAACUCAGCUGAAGCCACAGAUAAACCUUUGGAUCUGGAACUUACCAUGAGUUCUGGCCAACAACCUACUACUGAAGGAGAACAUUUUCAAAGUAUGCAAGAGACUACAACUCAGAUUUUAGAAACACCUAAACAGGUUGUAACUCCAGUGCCAGAAUAUCAAGAAGUGGCACUUUCACCACCUAUUCAGUAUCAAGCCAAAUAUCCACUUUCACACACUGUCUCAUAUCAUUACUUGAACCAAGAAAGCACUAUAAGUUCAGAGCCUCCUAGAAAGGCUUACCGUAGAAAAACUCUAGCCGAGAUUAUACUUCCUCCUCUACAGCAUGCCCUGAGGAGAGAUACAGGGUAUCGUCACAUUCAGCAUUUAAAUCCAACUAAUGUCACCAAUCAGCCAUUGCAUAUAGAAGCUAUUAUACCUAAGAAACCUACUACUGAGGAGGAAUAUUCUCAAAGCAAUCAGAAAAACACAAUUCAAACUACAAAACCUGCGAAACAAGCUGAAACUCGCGAAACAGAAGGUCAGGAUAUGCCGAUUCCAAUGCCAAUAUUGGAACAAAAUGAAUUUCCAACACAACAGAGGAUGUCAAUACACUCUAUACUUCAGAAAUAUAACAUAGUUUCAGAUCAGAGUGCAUGGAUAAACAAUCCUCAAAAACCAAAAGAGAAUAGAAACUAUGCAUCUCAGAUUCAAAAACUACGUAGAAAGGCUGCAACUCACAGUGUCGAAUAUAAAAGGGGGGUGCAAUCACUUCCACUGAAAGACAAGGAUGAGUUAUCAAGACCUCCAAGGAGGCCAUUACAAACUUUGGACCAGGAACUUACCAUAUCUUCUCAACCUCCUACUUGGACUCACUACCCUCGAAAUCCAAAGGAGACUAGAAACUAUACACCAGAAAAGAUUUUUCUUCAUUAUGCAGAGCCUCCCAUGGGAAUGGUAGUUGAACCACCAGAUCUGUUUUUUUACAAAACUACAAAAUCUAAACCUGUGCAGGGGAUCCCAACUCAGAUUACAAAAUCACCUAAAGAGGUUGUAGAUCAAACUGUAGAAUAUCAAGUGGGCUUGCUUCCAGUCCCAUUUGGGGGUCAAGAUGAUUCUCCAACUCCACCCAGUGUUUCAUUACAGCCUUUGGAUCAGGAAAUCACCUUAUCUUCUCCUCCUGGACAGGCUCAGCAACCUCCAAAUCUAAAAGAAUAUAAAGAACAUGAACCAGAAGAGAUUUCCUUCAACAAUUCACAACCUUCAAUGGAAAUGGUAGCUGAACCUCUAGAUCUGUUUUUUCUCAAAACUACGGAAUCUAAACCUGUGCAGGAGGCCCCAUCUCAUACUACUGAGUCACCUCAAGGGAUUGUAGUUCAUACUCUAGAAUAUACAGAGGUAGUGGUUUCAUCUGUAAUUGAGGGUAAUGCUAAAUAUCUAACACCCAGUGUUUCAUAUCAACCUUUAGACCUGGGACUCUUUGAAUCCUCUGGCUCCACUACUAAGGUUUAUCAUUCUACUACUUUCAAUGAGACUACAGUUCCUUCUUUAAUGCAUCUUCAAGUCCCUAGUUCACAUUUGCACUCAAAUUUUUCUGUAACUCAACAACCUAAUACAAUGGUUAAACAUUCUUCCCAAAUGAAAGAGACUCCAGCUCAGCCUUCAGAGAUAUCAAUGGACAAUGUAGCCCAAUCUGUAGAGCAUUAUCCAAUAACUUCAGUUUAUGUUGAAAUUCAACAUUCAAAUUUAUCAGCUAUAGAAACUGCAUAUCCUGAAGUCCCAAUUACAGCCUCUUUUCCAGAAGCUGCACAUUCUGAAGUCCCAACAACCACAGCCCCUUAUCCAGAGGCUACACAUUUUGGAGUCUCAACAACUCUAGCUGCUUCUCCAGAGAUUACACAUUCUAAAGCCCCAGCGACUACAGCUCGUGCUCCGAUGUGCCAUGGCACAACAGGUCUACCACCAGAUCAGGUCGAGAAACAUCCAAGCCCAACUGAAGUCACAGUUCAAGUUUUGAAAAUGGAAUCCACAAUAACUCCAUAUUCUGAAAAUUCUAAUACAGAAAAUGAUUUAACUAUAGAAAAAAAUGCCUACAAUUACACCAAUAUAUGUGAGUUUUGCCUGUGUGAAAAUGAGACACUGUUGUGUGUUCAUCCCAGCCCAAAAUGGAGACUCCACCAAGUGCCUGUGCCAAGGCCCAACACCUACAAUGAUACUUUUGCUAUCUUAAAUUUCCAAGGAAACGAUAUUUCUUACAUUGACAAAAAUGUAUGGAAGGUAUACCGUUGGGCUGAGAAACUAAUUCUCAGUGAAAAUCACCUGACUGAAUUACAUAAAGAUUCAUUCGAAGGCCUGCUAUCCCUCCAGGUUUUGGAUUUAUCCUGCAAUAAAAUACGCUAUAUUGAAAGAGGAACAUUUGAAUCGUUACCUUUUUUGAAGUAUAUGAACCUUGGGUGCAAUUUACUCACUGAACUGAGCUUUGGAACAUUUCAAGCAUGGCAUGGAAUGCAGUUUUUACAGCAGUUAAUUCUCAGCCGUAAUCCUCUCACAGUUGUUGAAGAUCCCUACUUUUUUAAAUUGCCAGCAUUAAAAUAUCUGGACCUGGGGACCACACAGGUGCAACUGACUACGGUUGAGAACAUCCUCAUGAAGACUCUGAAACUGAAAUAUCUGAUCUUACCUAGCCACAUGGCCUGCUGCCUCUGCAAAUUUAAAGCUGAUAUUGAGGUUAUCUGCAAGACAAUCAAACUGCAUUGUCAUCCUGGAUGUCUGACAAACACCACACACUGUCUUGAAGAAGCAUCUAUAAGGAACCCACAAGGAGCAUUCAUGAAGGUGUUGCAGGCCCGGAAGGGGAACAGCAGCACUGAGCUCACUGUUGAGCCAGAAAGGGGCGAUGAAAACAAAGACUGUGCCAACUGUUCCAGCUCCAUGGAUGAAAAGAUAGACCUUAAUGAUGAAAAUGAUGUUAUGAGCGCACUAAAUUACAUAUUGCCAUAUUUCUCAGAGGGCAAUCUGGAAGACGUAAUGUCCACAAUGCUGCCAUACAUUAAGCUACUGUUCUCUCAUGAACAAGGUACAGGGCAUUCGUUGGGAUCUUUGCAGAAGGACACGAAAAGUGUCCCUGUUACAAACAAAUCUAAGUCCAGUAAUGUGACUCAUAAAAAUAAAUUGAAUAAACUUUAUUUUUUAGACACAGAAGUUAAUGAGGUUCAAAAGGAAGAGAAACCUGGGAGGCACAAGGCAAAAUCUAAACAUAUAAGUCCCAAAUUCAAACGACAGAUAUUUGAAAAGAGAUGGGAACCUGCCUGGACAGAGGAAGACAGUCUUGCAGGCAGUCUUGAAGACGAAGUCUCAGGGUUCAACUACAACAACAAAGUCAUCUUGGCAAUAUCUGUGGCCAUCGUAGUGAUAGUUUUGAUUAUCAUUUUCUGUCUCGUUGAGGUUUGUUCCCACAGAACAAAAAAGGUAGAAGAAAAGUCCAUAUGGGGUAAGACAUACUACAAGGAAAGAAAGAACCAGGGAAAACCUGCCUGGACAAGGAAGCCACUGCGGUUUAGAAAUAUAUUCAAACGUGACAAGAAAAGUAGGUGUAAUUUAGGAGCCAAGACAUCUUCCGAAAAGUGUAAUACUCUGGAUGACUCAUGGGAGAUCAAGAAAGAAAGCUUAUUGGUAAUAAAGAACCCUGAAGAGGAAGAGAGAGAAGUAGUUGAAACCACAGAAUGAUCUGUUAUCACUUAUUAAUAAAUUAUUAAUUUUUUAUA
This is a messenger RNA of Mastomys coucha (southern multimammate mouse), 6980 nucleotides long. Its product is annotated as leucine-rich repeat-containing protein 37A3-like. Gene Ontology annotation, molecular function: protein binding. The transcript is spliced from 15 exons. The annotation marks the transcript as partial. NCBI's taxonomy places the organism in Eukaryota, Metazoa, Chordata, Mammalia, Rodentia, Muridae. The record is from RefSeq and is a predicted model, not a curated record.